AUGUCCGUAACUGUGGGCAAGCUAAAGUUCUUAGAUUCGCAGCAGUUUAUGGUGGAUUCCUUAGCAAACUUAGUAAGGUAUAACACAGAGUUCCCUAUUUCCAGUCAAUACGGCGCGGAAAGGAAAGGAGUUUACCCAUACGAAUACAUGAGUAGCUGGGACAAGUUUGAAGAGCCCCUACCUAAGGAUUUCUACAGCACCUUGACAGAAUCUGGUAUAAAAGACGAAGAGUACCAGCAUGCCUUAGAUGUGUGCGAAAAGUACUCCUGUGAGAAUAUGGGAGAAUACCACGACAUCUACCUAAGGUCUGACGUUGUGCCGCUUGCCGACGUCUUCCAAAGCUUCCGGAAGAUGGCGAUGGAAUACUACGGGUUGGACCCCGCAAACUUCUACACGGCCCCCGGGCUCAGUUGGAGUGCGCUGCUAAAGAAGACAAACAUGCAACUGGACCUGCUAACGGAGUACGACAUGUACCGGUUUAUGGAAGGCGGUAUUCGCGGCGGGGUUUGCGGGCCCAGCAGACGAUACGCGAAAGCAAACAAUCCCACAGUAGAGUACGACCCAGAGAAGCCAACCACAUACAUAUUUUACUUAGACGCUAACAACCUCUACGGUUGGGCAAUGUCGCAGUACUUACCCGUACGCGACUUCGAAUGGGACAAAGUGAAGCCGAUAGACUUCUACAUGCAGGUCGACAAAGAAGCAGAAAAGGGUUACGUUUUGGAGGUGGACCUGGAAUACCCGACACAUCUACACAACGCACACGACGAGUUCCCACUCGCGCCAGAAGCGAUAGAGAUACCCUUUACGCAGCUAAGCCCGCUGCAGAGGGAGAUGUGUCCCAGCUACAAGCCCUACAGGAAGCUAACUAUGAACCUGAUGGACAAGAAGAAGUACGUGGUGCAUUACCGCAACCUGCAGUUCUACGUGCGACAUGGUAUGCGGGUAACGCACAUACACCGCGUUUUGAAGUUCACGCAGGAGACGUGGAUGCGCUCCUACAUUGACUUUAACACGCAAAAGCGUACGCAGGCAAAGAAUGACUUUGAGAAGAACCUGUUCAAAUUGAUGAACAAUAGCGUAUUAGGUAAGACCAUGGAGAACAUUCGCAAGCGCGUUAGCAUAAAGAUAGCCAGCACCAGAGAGGAAGCAGAAGCAUACGUAUCACAGCCUGGAUUUGUCAGAUACGUAGAAAUGUUAAACUUCUACGUGAUUCACAUGAAGAAAGCAAACCUAUUCCUGAAUAAACCCGUAUACACGGGGUUUACCGUGUUAGACCUAUCGAAGCUACUAAUGUAUGAGUUUUACUACGACAAAUUAAAGCCAAAGUACGGUGAUAAGUGUCGCCUUCUAUACACCGACACCGAUUCCUUAAUACUAGAGGUGCAAACGGAAGACGUUUACGAAGACUGCGUACCCGACAUAAACGAGUACGACACCAGCGAUUACCCGCGCGACCACUUUCUUUACUCCGCAAAAAACAAAAAGGUGAUAGGUAAGAUGAAGGACGAAAUGAAAGGAAAACCCAUAGUAGAGUACGUGGGGCUAAAACCAAAGAUGUACAGUGUGUUAAAGUUAGACGGCGUAGAAAAGAAAGCCAAUGGCGUAAAAAMGUACGUGGUUAAGAAGGACAUUACGCACGAGUCCUACUUGAAGGUCUUACGAACACGCAAGGAGCAGCGUCACACGAUGAACUCCCUGCGCAGCUACGGACAUCAAAUACACAACGUUACGCAGGAGAAGGUGUCGCUGUCAGCAUUUGAUGGUAAGAGGUGGAUGUGUGAUGAUGGUAUCCAUACGAUAGCAUUUGGACAUCACACGAUAAGCAGUUCUUCUUUGACGAACCCACGCGUGGGACCAUCAUGA
Molecule: messenger RNA, 1866 nt
Organism: Actinia tenebrosa (Australian red waratah sea anemone)
Lineage: Eukaryota; Metazoa; Cnidaria; Anthozoa; Actiniaria; Actiniidae
Source: RefSeq, a predicted model, not a curated record